AUUGUCAUAUCCAGCCACGACUGCUGGUGGGAAACGAUGAUGGCCCAAUGGGGACUGCAGUUUUCUAUCAGCUUUCGCACGACGCACAACAAUUCCAGCGGGGUAGUAGGUUCAAACAACAACUCUUUCAUUGGAUAGUUAAGUUCGAUUGGAGGGGAAAGCUUUCGUUAUUUGAUCGUUGACCGUGCAAGUGGGAUGGAGUGUGAUACGGCUGAUGCUUGUUCAGGGAAAGCUGCAGUACAACGGAAAGAUUCCCAACGGUCGAAGAACCAUCAAGAUAAGAACACAUCAAGUCUGGAAAAAGCCGCCCCAGAAGAUGAACAGCUGCGCGAAAAGUGGGGCAAGAAGAUCGAGUUCCUGUUGUCAUGCAUCGCACUUUCCGUUGGAUUCGGAAAUGUAUGGCGAUUUCCGUACACAGCCCUGCAGAACGGAGGUGGUGCUUUUGUCAUUCCGUAUCUGAUUGUACUGUUCGUGGUGGGACGGCCAUUGUACUAUCUGGAGAUGGUGGUCGGACAGUUUUCCAGCCGAGGAUGUGUCAAGGUGUACGACAUGUGUCCGCUGAUGAGAGGCAUCGGAGUUGGACAGACCAUAACGAUGUUCACGAUCGUUGGAUAUUAUGCGGCGAUCUUGUCCUUGGCAGUGAGAUACUUCGUGGACUCAUUUCGUAUUCCGCUGCCCUGGAGUGAGUGUCAACGGGAGUGGACGAAUUGCGUAGAUUCUAGUUUCAUUGGACAGAUCCACACGGGGGAGAGCAACGGAAGUGUUGUUCCGUCUGCGGAGCUGUAUUUCACAAAGACGGUUAUGAAUAUUCUGCCAAACAUUGACGACGGAAUUGGAUCUCCAGAUUGGAAGUUGGCUUUAUGUUUACUUGUUUGUUGGACGGCGGUCACGGGGCUACUUGUGAAAGGUAUCAGAAGUUCAGGAAAAGCAUCGUAUUUUUUAGCAAUAUUUCCAUAUGUGAUCUUGUUCAUUCUGCUUGUUCGGGCCUGCACCUUGACUGGAGCGGUGGAAGGUUUGAAGUAUUUUGUCACACCUCAAUGGGAGAAACUUCUGGAACCUUCGGUUUGGUACGCUGCUGUCAGUCAAUGCUUCUUUUCUCUCACAAUUGGGCUCGGAGCAGUUAUAGUCUUCGCGUCGUUCAACAGCUUCUCCAGUAACAUCUAUCGUGAUGCCAUGAUCAUCUCCGGACUUGACACCGUAACAUCGCUAAUAUCCGGAGUCAUAGUGUUCGGAGUAGUCGGCAACCUAGCGCACAUAACCCAGCGUGAAAUACCCGAAGUGAUGAAGGCGGGUCCCCAGCUGGUGUUCGUCAUUUAUCCGGAUGCGAUCGCAAAAAUGGAUUUUGCACCGAACUUGUUUGCUGUGCUGUUCUUUUUCAUGUUCACUAUCCUAGGAUUGGGAACUAACAUUGGAAUCGUCACCACUAUAUUGACGUCGAUUAGAGAUCGUUUUCCACAGUUCCAGAACUGGAAAGCUGUGGUGAUGAUAGCCAUCGCUGGUUUCGCCUACGGAUUGGUGUUCAUAACUCCAGGCGGCCUUACAGUUCUGGACGUGAUAGACUACUAUGGCGUUACGUUCCCUACACUCACGUUGAUCAUUUUGGAGAUUGUUGCAUUUUGCUGGAUUUAUGGCGUGAGUCGGCUCUGCGUAGAUAUCAAAUUCAUGCUGGGCAUCGAUACAGGAUUGUUUUGGAGAGUUUGUUGGGGUUUCUUAACUCUAGCCAUCAUUGUUGCAAUCUUCUUGUUGGAAGUUAGUCGCUACAAGCUGAUGCAAGUCCCUAUCGGCGUAAAUGCUUUUGGAUGGUGUCUGUACUCGUUCAUAGUACUUCAAAGCAUUGGAUGGGCUUCCUAUGCGAUCUUCAAACAACCACAGCGUGGUUUAAGAAAAUUUACAGAAACUCUCAAACCUAUCGAAGGUUGGGGACCGGAGAAUGUCUCUCUAAGAAAAGAUUAUAUAGCACUUAUUACGCAUAAGCAAUCUAUUGACAAAAGCCAUAGUAUUCUAAAGAGGGUUUAUCGAAGAAUUUUUAAAUAACUUUCUAUGGUUUUUAAUCAUUAACAUAUUUUUGAAUAUUUUGAUAGUUAAUAUUUAAAUAAAUUUUACUUUACACGCAAUAAAUGUUUUUUUCAAUCUGCUUUGUACUCGCUCGUGUUGAUUGGAAAAUGAAGCAUGGUCGACGAGAUUCUUUGCAACUACUAAAAUGUCAUGCCAAUGAGCCAUUUUACGAAGUGACAACAAUGUUGAUGAUGAUAUUGAUUUUCGCGGGUUAGGACGUCAAAAUUUCAUUCGUAAAAUCGGCUCGUGAAAUGGACUAUUUAUCCACUGUCAAAUCCGCUUUACAUGGUAAUGUUGCACAAUCAAUUAUGGUACUGCGGCUACUGGAAGACUUGCCACUUGUGAUGCCGAUGAAAUCAGUAACAAAUUUUGAAAACGACGUAUAAUCAAUGGUGUAGCCACAGACAAACAGACGUAAAACUCUUCAAAACAGCGUGACACAUGCAUUUAACGAUCAAUUCAAAUUUCAUUUUAUUUGCGCGAUUGUUCCAUCAGAGGCGCUAGUGUUCGAUCGCUUUGACGUUUGCCAGUGUACACGUUGCUGAAUGAUGCAAACGAAAAUUACAGGCAAUUUGUGUAGUAGUGUGCGUGUUAGAAAAACGUCAAAUCGAAAUCCGUCAUGGCCAGCAGUGUCGCGCGCGGUUCUACCAACAGGUGGCAGUGUGCUCAUUAAAAUGACACCGGACAAAAGUUUUUAACGAAUUUCUUCUAAGAGUUACGUCUGUUUGUCUGUGGUGUAGCAUUGAUUAUAUUGCGGAUUUUGCCCCGUAAUAGACUCCCUCGCGGAAAAUUUUGUCCCACCAAAAUAUUCUCCCACCGCUUUUCCGGCUUUUCCCAUAGAUGGGUUUUGCCACCGCUAACGAAAACAACAUUGAACGCACGCUCUCGGUUGGUGCAAUGAGUACAUGGUUCGUGCAGCUGCUAACUGCCAUACAAACUGAGGUGUGAGUAUUUAUUUUUUCUCUUCGAAGAUUUGCUCGAAAGUCUAUCAACGAAUAAAAAAUGCAAUACGUCGUUUUCAGAAUUUGUUACUGGAAUAUUCCUUGGAUAUAUCUAUUCACAGCAAAAAAUAAAUGCAACCCGCCCGAUGUAGCUAAUUUCGAUGUACAUACUAAAUAAUCAAUGUAAGCACGAUUCCUAUGUACGAUUACAUCGUUUUGAUGUAAAAUCUUUGGUUCUUAUGUGUACAUCGUCCUAUGUAAUAUUCAUGCAACCGACGGAUUGAUCGGGUUGCAGCAGUUUAGAUGUAAUAUUACACAACAGUUUUUUCUGUGUUAUCUGUGCUGAAACCGUUUUGAACCCCCUGUAACGCACCUAAAGAUGUUGGGAAUCUCAGCACAGUGGACCAGAGCUACCGACCGGAACGACCAACUGGACAAUUAUCGUUCCCGGGAUUCGAUAUACGAACAAAAUAAUUGCUACGACGAUCGUGUUUUUUAUCAUUUUAAUCGUCAACGAUCUAGUACUGAUUGAAUAAACAAAACAGCUAAAGUCUUUGAGUUUAAAUAAGGGCGAAAGUAACAUGAGA
Aedes albopictus (Asian tiger mosquito) is the source of this 3583-nucleotide messenger RNA. RefSeq names its product sodium-dependent nutrient amino acid transporter 1-like. Bases 196 to 2034 code for a protein of 612 amino acids. Lineage: Eukaryota; Metazoa; Arthropoda; Insecta; Diptera; Culicidae. Gene Ontology annotation, molecular function: L-amino acid transmembrane transporter activity. Gene Ontology annotation, biological process: sodium ion transmembrane transport. The transcript is spliced from 7 exons. The record is from RefSeq and is a predicted model, not a curated record. Gene Ontology annotation, cellular component: plasma membrane.